Messenger RNA from Cuscuta epithymum, 1061 nucleotides. The record is from the annotation of a GenBank genome assembly. Lineage: Eukaryota; Viridiplantae; Streptophyta; Magnoliopsida; Solanales; Convolvulaceae.
CUUUUGAAAAUGGAUGCCCGCCCCAUGACCACGCACCGCCCACCCAACCCGAAUAAAAACCAAUCCAUUUUUCUUCGUUAAAUUCUCCCAUUCCACUUCACAUCUCUUUCCUUUCUCCAUCCAAAUUCAAACCCCACGCCCAUGGCAACAGAGAGAAAGCGGAGCGCCGGGAGUUGCGGCGGCCAUAUUCCGGCGUUUGGUGGGUGGGACGCGGCGGCUGACCUCCCCAUUACACAGUACUUCGAGAGCGCCCGGCAUGCCGGCCUUUCGCGCAAUCCCAGUGAACGCGUAGCCGCCGGGGCGGACCAUCCCGCCGCUGGUGAUGCGGUCCUUCCAGCUACAAAGCGGAGGAGUUACUCACAAAAUACAAAGGGGGAGAGAAGGCCGGUCCGCCAUGGACAUGAGAAAAAGGGAUCCGCCGGUUCACGCCAGCAAUUGCAAAUGCAUAGCAGUAGCCUGAAUUCAGCUGCAAGCAAAAAUGUGAAUGUCACCCCGAAACCGGUGGAUGAAGAUCUCUAUGGAAUCCCCCCGGAGCUCCUUCGUGGUGGCAGCCGUAGGAAAUUCUUUUUUGGGUUCUUUUCAAGAUGCCUUGCUCCUUCUCCAUGUACUGCAUGAGUAGUUAUGUGCAUACUAUACGAAUUUCUGGGAGGAAUAUGUAUAAAAAACAAGAAGUUGAAAUGAAGGGUGAAAAUGAUGGAAUAUAAUGAUGAACACAUGAAGAAAAAUCAUCUCUGAAUACAAGAGAUUCAAGAGCAUACAAAAGGAAAUUACAAAUGUUUGGUAGUAAAGAAAAGUUUAAACAUGUUAAUUGUAAAAGAGUUAUCUGAGUUGAGCUUUUUGUUUCUGGCCCUUCUGUUGCUUUAUUUUAUUUUUCAUCCUUCUUAUAGCCAUGACACUCCUCAAGAUGAGUAUCUAUGUUAAGCAUUUUCAUCUUGGACUUAAAAUCAUUGAAUAGAGGAUUUGUCAAAGGUUUCAUACUUUCAUAUAUAUAUCUACAACUUGAAACAUAUUGUUAGCAUGAAUAAGUUCAAUGAAACUAGUAACUACAUUUUCUUAAAUAA